Molecule: messenger RNA, 1792 nt
Organism: Onychostruthus taczanowskii (white-rumped snowfinch)
Lineage: Eukaryota; Metazoa; Chordata; Aves; Passeriformes; Passeridae
Product: protein kinase C-binding protein NELL1-like
Exons: 15
Coding region: 68-1768 (566 amino acids)
Molecular function (GO): protein binding; calcium ion binding
Source: RefSeq, a predicted model, not a curated record
UCGGCUCCGCAGCAGCUGCCGGCGGCCGGGGAGGGAGCCAGCGGGCGCCGCCGCCCGCGCCGCGCCGAUGGGUCUCCUCCUGCUCCUCUGGGCGUGUGCAGCCGCCGCCGGGGCAGCUGUAGGAUUUGGAAUGGAUCCUGACUUACAAAUUGAUAUAAUCACAGAGCUGGAUCUGGUGAAUACAACCCUGGGGGUAACACAAGUGUCAGGACUACACAAUGCCAGCAAAGCAUUCUUAUUCCAAGAUACAGAAAGAGAAAUCUACGCAGCACCCCACAUAAAUGAGAAGUUAAUUCAGCUCUUCCGGAAUAGAAGUGAGUUCACGUUUCUGGCCACUCUGCAGCAAAAGACAUCGACUUCUGGAGUUAUAUUGUCCAUCCGAGAGUUGGAACACAGCUAUUUUGAACUGGAGAGCAGUGGCCUGCGGGAUGAGAUCAGGUAUCACUACAGGUUUAAUGGGAAGACGAGAACAGAGGUGUUCCCCUACCGCCUGGCAGAUGGACAGUGGCACAGGAUUGCUGUGUCACUUAGUGCAUCCCAUCUUCUGCUCCACGUGGACUGCAACAGGAUUUAUGAACGUGUCAUUGAUCCCCCAGAAACAAAUUUGACACCUGAAAGCAAUUUAUGGCUUGGACAGAGAAACAGGAAACAUGGUUUCUUUAAGGGUGUUAUUCAAGAUGUGAAAAUCAUCUUUAUUCCAAAUGGAUAUAUAACACAGUGUCCUAAUCUGAAUCGCACAUGCCCAACCUGCAGUGAUUUCUUAAGUCUGGUGCAAGGAAUCAUGGAUUUGCAAGAACUUCUGGCAAAAAUGACUGCAAAAUUAAAUUAUGCAGAAACAAGACUGAGUCAAUUGGAAGACUGUCAUUGUGAGAAGACUUGUCAAGUAAAUGGAUUGAUCUACAGAGACAAAGACUCAUGGGUUGAAGAUGAUCACUGCAGGAAUUGCACAUGCAAAAGCGGAGUUGUGGAAUGCCGGAGGAUGUCCUGUCCCCCUCUGGAGUGUCCUCCCGAUGCUCUCCCCGUGCACGUGGACACUCAGUGCUGCAAAGUGUGCAAGGCAAAGUGUAUCUAUGGAGGCAAAGUGCUAGCAGAAGGUCAACGAGUAUUAACCAAGAGCUGCAGGGAAUGUCGAAAUGGAGUUUUAGUAAAAGUAACAGAGACCUGUCCACCGCUGAACUGCUCAGAAAAAGAUCACGUUCUUCCAGAGAACCAGUGUUGCAGUGUUUGUAGAGGCCAUAACUUCUGUGCAGAGGGGCACAGGUGUGGUGAAAACUCAGAGUGCAAAAACUGGAACACAAAAGCUACUUGUGAAUGCAAGAACGGCUAUCUCUCUGUCCAAGGAGACUCCGCAUAUUGUGAAGACAUUGAUGAGUGUGCUGCCAAGAUGCACUAUUGCCACGCCAACACUGUGUGUGUCAACCUGCCUGGGUCCUACCGCUGCGACUGCGUCACGGGGUACGUGCGCGUGGAUGACUUCUCCUGCACAGAGCACGAUGAGUGUGGCAGUGGGCAGCACAACUGUGAUGAGAAUGCAAUCUGCACUAACACCAUCAGGGGACACAGCUGCACCUGCAAACCCGGGUACGUGGGCAACGGGACCAUCUGCCGAGCAUUCUGUGAAGAAGGGUGCAGAUAUGGUGGAACUUGUGUAGCUCCUAACAAAUGUCUCUGCCCUUCUGGAUUCACUGGAAGUCAUUGUGAGAAAGGUAAAGCUUUACUGAAAAACACCUUCUUUGGUAAUGAGAAGUCUGGUAUGUGGAAGAAGUAAUUCAUUUCUAUUAUUUCAUUCUGA